AUGUCGACGGUGGCUCCACCUCCCAGAGGACUCUCCCUUUCAGCGUUGCGUGAGUGCGUGCUAGUCGUGAUAUCAACACAAGUUAUGGUGGACGGACCCUUACUGGCGAUAUCUGACAACAUGUUCGUCCAUAACAACAGCAAACACGGCCGGCGUGCCAAGCGUCUCGACCCGACUGAAGGUAUUGACGCAGCACCAGAGACUACUUCGGGUCUGUACCCGCCCUUACCUGUGGCGACGCCCUGCAUCAAAGCGAUAUCCCCCAGUGAAGGAUGGACUUCAGGAGGUUCCACUGUCAUCAUUGUGGGAGACAAUUUCUUCGACGGACUUCAAGUUGUUUUUGGGACGAUGCUGGUUUGGAGCGAGCUCAUAACAUCGCACGCGAUAAGAGUGCAGACGCCACCACGCCACAUACCAGGGGUGGUGGAAGUGACGCUCUCUUAUAAGAGCAAGCAGUUCUGCAAAGGAGCGCCAGGCAGAUUUGUAUAUGUUUCUCUCAACGAGCCAACGAUAGAUUACGGCUUCCAGAGGUUACAGAAGCUUAUCCCGAGACAUCCAGGCGAUCCCGAAAAAUUACCAAAGGAAAUUAUACUCAAACGGGCAGCAGACCUAGCUGAGGCGCUGUACUCUAUGCCUCGGAACAACCAGUUGGGAUUAAGCGCGCCAAGAUCACCGCCAGCGAGCAUGCCCUUCAACUCGUAUACUGGUCAGCUGGCUGUCAGUGUUCAAGAUACUGCUGCUUCACAAUGGACUGAAGAGGAGUACGCGCGUAGCGGCGGCUCGGUCUCCCCGCGGUAUUGCUCCGCGGCGUCGACGCCGCACGCCGCGCCGGCCUCCUACCCGCAUCCGCAACAUUACCCUGCACCGCCCACAUCACUGUUCAAUACUACAUCGCUGUGCCUUGGCCCGUAUCACCCGGCGAACAUGAAUGGACAUUUAUCAUCUGACCAUCACUAUAACGCGUAUAAUACGAAAGAUAGCGGACAUUACAGUGAAAGAAACGGGAACUGUAAGAGCUCUGACUGUCCGGCAAACACUCAUUCUAAAUGCACCGGGAACGUUAUGAAAGCGUCUCAUAGUAAAGAGAGCAAACUGAAAAGUGCUUUUGCCGUAGUGAGACAUAGCCCGCCGCGGUCCAAUGCUCACCACCAUCAAAAUUGGCAGCAUCUCGCCGUGCAAUGAAUGACAGGACUAGUGUCAUCGCCAUUCUCUGUGAAUCCGUUCUCGUUACCUACUUGCAGCGCUCAGCAGUACGCUCAGACCGCGCCUCUAGCGUCCAAGUAG
This is a messenger RNA of Diatraea saccharalis (sugarcane borer), 1284 nucleotides long. The record is from the annotation of a GenBank genome assembly. Lineage: Eukaryota; Metazoa; Arthropoda; Insecta; Lepidoptera; Crambidae.